Eurypyga helias (sunbittern) is the source of this 406-nucleotide messenger RNA. It is a transcript of the gene MICOS10, whose product is annotated as mitochondrial inner membrane organizing system 1. Lineage: Eukaryota; Metazoa; Chordata; Aves; Eurypygiformes; Eurypygidae. Gene Ontology annotation, cellular component: MICOS complex; mitochondrial inner membrane; mitochondrion. The record is from RefSeq and is a predicted model, not a curated record. The annotation marks the transcript as partial. The transcript has 3 exons.
GUGCUGGAUUUGGAUUAGGAAUUGUUUUCUCAGUCAUCUUCUUCAAAAGAAAGACAUGGCCGAUCGCUUUUGGGUCAGGGAUGGGGUUAGGAAUGGCUUAUUCCAAUUGUCAACAUGACUUCCAGUCUCCGUAUCUUCUCCAUGGUAAAUUUGUAAAAGAACAGUGACUAAUGACUAAGACUAUCCCAGUGGGAAGGAAGGAGAAAUCAAUGAUUAUUCCUCAGGAAUACUGAAGUGCCCCUGGAAUAAGCCAACAUUCUUCAGUAACGAUCACCAGUAACUCUUUAUACUCCAACAAACUGUUUCUGUACAUGAAACAAAAGUUCUGUUGCUUGUUUUGUAUCGUGUCUGGAAAGUGCAAGGAGGAGCUCUUCUGGGAAAUAAAUAAAAGACAAAUGGCCUUCUC